UUUUUAUUUACCAUUGUAUGAUCUUUUUAUUGUUUACGUUAGAGUAAACAAAUAAACGUCAAAUUUGCCCCUUAUUUUGCCAGCUGUUCUGUUAACCGCAACAGCAGCUGUUCUUUAAAGACAAAAUUCUCGCUUUUAAUGCAAGUUCCUUAAGAAAAAAUUAAAUUUCAUCAAAAACUUAGCACAUUACUGAAUAUAUUGGCCCUAUCGUAUAUAUACAGGAACAGGGAUAACUUAUUUAUUCAAACGAACCAAAAAACAAACAAAAAGUUUUCUAUAAAUUCGUAGAUUGUUAUUGAAAAUGAGGCGGCGCGCUGGUUUGGGGGCAAUUCAGCAGCAACAACUAGCGGCUGAAAAAUAUAAAGACAAAGGCACUAAUAUACAGGAAUCCCAACUUGAGCAGAUGACUAAACAAAUGGAAGUGUUUCGGGAAAAACUUGAAGAAUUUGCCAUCAAACAUAGGCAGGAUAUUAAGAAGAAUUCGCAAUUUCGUAAACAAUUUCAAGAGAUGUGUGCCGCUAUUGGUGUAGAUCCGUUAGCAAGUGGUAAAGGCUUUUGGAGUGUCUUAGGCAUUGGUGAUUUCUACUACGAACUCGGUGUACAGGUAGUCGAAGUGUGUUUAGCGUCCAAUCAUAAAACUGGUGGCUUGAUGGAAUUAAGUGAAUUAAGAAAAAGAUUGGUAGCGGCUCGUGGUCAAAGUUCUAUACACCAAGAGAUAACAAACGAAGACAUCUUAAUGGCUGCCAAGAAGCUGACCAUAUUUGGCAAUGGUUUUGUAGUGCAUAAGAUGGGCAAAGGCAAAUAUAUAGUUCAAUCAAUACCGGGUGAACUGAGUAUGGAAGAAAGUACCAUACUAACGAUAGCUUCCAAUACUGAACAAGGCUGUGUCACGCUUAGCAUGUUAAUGGAACAAUUGGGAUGGUCUGAAUAUCGAGCCCAACAAUCUUUGGAUAAAGUGAUUGGCGAAGGUCUUUGCUGGAUCGAUGAACAAAGCGUAGAACGAAGCUAUUGGUUUCCCAGUUUAUUUCCAGGUCGUACCUCGCAAACAAUAUAGAUAUAUAGAUUGUAUUAUGUUAUUUAUACAAAAAUAAACUAACGCUUUCAAGAAAUAAUGCGAAGUGAUUUGCACGAAUAA
Glossina fuscipes is the source of this 1135-nucleotide messenger RNA. It is a transcript of the gene lsn, whose product is annotated as vacuolar-sorting protein SNF8. NCBI's taxonomy places the organism in Eukaryota, Metazoa, Arthropoda, Insecta, Diptera, Glossinidae. The transcript has 4 exons. Gene Ontology annotation, biological process: protein transport to vacuole involved in ubiquitin-dependent protein catabolic process via the multivesicular body sorting pathway. Gene Ontology annotation, cellular component: ESCRT II complex. Bases 302 to 1054 code for a protein of 250 amino acids. The record is from RefSeq and is a predicted model, not a curated record.